Molecule: messenger RNA, 1212 nt
Organism: Lytechinus variegatus (green sea urchin)
Lineage: Eukaryota; Metazoa; Echinodermata; Echinoidea; Temnopleuroida; Toxopneustidae
Product: peripheral plasma membrane protein CASK-like
Exons: 11
Coding region: 1-1134 (377 amino acids)
Biological process (GO): protein phosphorylation
Cellular component (GO): neuron projection; cytoplasm
Molecular function (GO): ATP binding; calcium/calmodulin-dependent protein kinase activity; calmodulin binding
Source: RefSeq, a predicted model, not a curated record
AUGGCGCAUUUAGAAUGGAUGGGUCCGUUCAGUGAGGUACGCAGAUGCAUCCACCGAGACACCGGUCAGCAGUUUGCUGUCAAGAUAGUGGACGUGGCCAAAUUCACAUCUAGCCCCGGACUUAGCACAGAAGACCUGAAAAGAGAAGCAUCAAUAUGUCACAUGUUAAAGCAUCCACACAUUGUUGAAUUAUUGGAGACAUACAGUUCAGAUGGACUACUCUAUAUGGUUUUUGAGUAUAUGGAAGGAGCAGACCUGUGUUUUGAGAUUGUCAAAAGAGCGAAUGCAGGCUUCGUCUACAGUGAAGCAGUAUCAAGCCAUUAUAUGAGACAGAUCAUGGAGGCAUUACGGUAUUGCCAUGACAACGAUAUUAUCCACCGUGACAUUAAGCCACAUUGUGUAUUACUAGCCACCAAGGAAAACUCGGCCCCAGUCAAACUAGGAGGGUUCGGGAUUGCUAUUCCUCUACCGUCGUCAGGCCUCAUUGCCGGAGGGCGGAUUGGUACACCACACUUCAUGGCACCGGAGGUGGUGCGCCGUGAACCAUACGGUAAACCCGUCGAUAUCUGGGGUUGCGGUGUGAUGCUCUUCAUCCUACUCAGCGGUUCUCUGCCGUUCUUUGGAACCAAGGAUAGACUCUUCGACAUGAUCACCAAGGGAAGAUAUAAUAUGAAGCCCCGCCAGUGGGAUCACAUUUCUGGCGACGCCAAGGAUCUGAUCCGCAGCAUGCUGUGCGUCGACCCUCGACAGCGUAUCACAGUAGAGGAAGCCCUUGCUCACCCUUGGCUAAGGGUAGGUCCACCAACCCCCACGGAGAGGGACAAGUUUGCACCCAAGAUACACCUGUUAGAGACGGUGGAGGAGCUUAAGAAAUUCAAUGCCAGGAGAAAACUGAAGGGUGCUGUAUUAGCAGCUGUAGCCAGUCACAAGUUCACAAGCUUCUACAGUGACCCCAACACAAAACACAUCACAGACUUUGCAGAUGAUGAUCCUACAUCUUCAGGUGCUGUUGCCCAGGUGUUGGAUAGCCUUGAGGAGAUCCAGUGCUUGACAGACUGCGAUGAGAAGGAUCUAGACUUCCUACACACAAUCUUUGAAGAUACACAGCUACACUCGCUGCUUGAUGUAAGUUAGUCUGGUGGUGAUUGUGGUGAUGGUGGUUGGCAUUAUAUCAGUGUCAUUGAUGCAGAUGAUGAUUAUUUUGAUGAAAUU